GCGAAUUGAUACUUUAUGUGGUUCAGUUGAAAUGAAUUUCCGUUUUGUAAAAUAUGACGAUCAUGGCCUCCUCCACCUUAAAACUGUUGGGGAUGUUUGAUGUCCCCUUUAAGGAUACUUGCCGAUGAUAAGCCAAUGAGUGUAUCCGCUGGAUUUAAAAUUGCAAUCAAGAAACAUGCACCAGAGGCGGUUUAAAUGAAUGAGCCCCUCGCCCCCACCCCCAACACACCCUCGUGUCGGUCUCGUUAUCGUGUCACGUGUCGGCGGAUCCCAGGGUCUCAAUAAUGAACUGGACACUUGGGUAUUGCGUUGCGCAUGCGCAAAGAAAGUGCUUGGGGAUGAGGUGUCGGUCUUGGAGUAGUUGACUUUUAAAAAGCAUUGUCAACCCCUGAUAUGACAACUUCGCUGGUUCUGCAUCCACGCUGGGCGGACACCUUGAUGUAUGUAUAUGAAAAAAGCCUGAAUGAAAGUAAUCCGAAUAAAAACCAAUCCAUGGAGGGACUAAGCGGGAAUUGUCCUGCUACCCACUGCAGGGAACUGAUAUCGCACUCGGCGUUGGGACGACACUCCGGCACCCUAAGCCACCAGGGUUCUGUGUACUCGGACAUACCCUCCCACGACACUGGGCGACAGUGCCCCGCUCCCCAGACUUCCUCCAGCGCCACCCUUGGUUAUGGCUACCCAUUCGGAAGCCCUUAUUACGGGUGUCGGUUGUCACACUCGCACAACGUUAACUUGCAGCAGAAGCAAUGCUCUUACCACCCCGCCGAGAAAUAUGCAGAACCCGGCGCGGCACUGCCCACAGAAGAGCUGUCAAGCCGGGCAAAGGAGUUCGCAUUUUACCCGGGUUUUGCCAGCUCAUACCAGACUGUCCCGGGUUACUUAGACGUGUCGGUGGUUCCCGGUAUCAGUGCGCACCCGGAACCGAGACAUGAAACUUUGAUUCCCAUGGAUGGCUACCAGCACUGGGCUCUAUCUAAUGGCUGGGAUGGACAGGUGUACUGUUCUAAAGAGCAAACACAGUCAACACAUCUCUGGAAGUCGCCCUUCCCAGAUGUCGUCCCUUUGCAACCAGAGGUCAGCAGCUACCGACGAGGCCGCAAAAAGCGAGUUCCUUACACCAAGAUCCAACUGAAGGAGCUGGAGAAAGAGUACGCAGCCAGCAAGUUCAUCACCAAAGACAAGAGACGGCGAAUAUCUGCCACUACUAAUCUCUCCGAACGCCAGGUCACCAUCUGGUUCCAGAACCGGCGGGUGAAGGAGAAGAAAUUCGUCUGUAAAUCUAAAUCAAGCUCUCACAUGCAUGCCACUUGAUUCAGUCCAAUCUCACUGGCAUGGCAACUCAAAUACUUUUUUAUCACUAACGCUCGAUGUUUAUCUAUUGACAUUAUUCUCACCUGGUAUGAUGCAUUUCAAAACACAAACUUAAUCGCACCUCCCUAUUUGGACAUAAACUGGGAGAAAAUACAGAAGAAGAUUUACUAAACCUGG
Salmo salar (Atlantic salmon) is the source of this 1491-nucleotide messenger RNA. RefSeq names its product homeobox protein HoxC13ba (gene hoxc13ba). The record is from RefSeq and is marked provisional. Gene Ontology annotation, biological process: regulation of DNA-templated transcription. Gene Ontology annotation, molecular function: DNA-binding transcription factor activity, RNA polymerase II-specific; DNA binding. Lineage: Eukaryota; Metazoa; Chordata; Actinopteri; Salmoniformes; Salmonidae.